AUGCGAUCGACGACGGUGAAAACGCGCGACGACGUCGAAAAUAAAGCCGCGCGCGCGUUAGAGGCCGCGCGGGCGUUUCUCGCGCGUUCGCCCGCGGGUCACGGGAAAAACUCGACGCCCAGAGAGCGAGAGACGGGGGAGAAGACGAACGGUUGGCGAAUGAAAGAAUCAGCCGCGGAUGAGACAUCGUCGACGACGACGGCGGUGACGACGACGACGACGGGAGGGACGGCGGAGCGAACGAGGGAUGGAGUCGUCGAGGGUGUACCCGAGGCGAGAGACGAGAGUCCGUCGACGCGGACGCGGACGGAGACGAAUCUCGUGGAGGCGUUCGAGGAGGCGGACGACGCGCGGACGCGCGCGGCGCCGGCGACGCCGGCGUCUCCGGCGCUCGAGCUGUCGUCGAGCGAAGACGAGGGCGCUGAUGAUGCGAGAGGUGCGUCGAAUUCGGACGAGGGAGCGAUGCGGGAGACGAGGGACGCGGACGCGGGCGUCGUCGCGGCGCUUCGAGCGGACGUGGCGCGACUGCACGAGGCGCUGGAGAGCGAGCGUUGGAUGCGAGAGUCCUACGAGGCGCGCGUGCUCGAGGCGGAGAAGAUCGCGGAGGAAGCGAAGGCGAAGACGAUUGAAACCGCGCUGGAUCCCGUGAAUCAGUUGACGGCGGAGCAAGUGUCCGCGCUACGAGCGGAGAUUGAACAGGUGGAGUAUCUCAAGCGUUUGCUCGCGAGGGCAGAACAGAUGCGCAACGCGGCGCGACAGGAGACGAAAACCGCUCGAGACAAGCACGAAAAGGAUUUACGAAUCAUUCGCGAGGAAGUGACGACGAUGGAGUCGGAGAUGGAGAAUUUGCGACGACGAGUGAAGGUUGACAAGGCAAAGUUUGAGGCGAUGGAGCGCGCCACAGUGGAAGCCGCCGACGAGUUCGCCUUGCUCUUCUCGCGUCAGGAAAACACUAGACGGUUACUUGCCGGGGCGAUUUUCGUCAUAAUUGCUCUCGCGACUCGCAUCGUCAUGAAUGGACAAGGGUGGACGUUACCGAACAUGUACAUGUAUUAA
Messenger RNA from Ostreococcus tauri, 1056 nucleotides. Its product is annotated as unnamed product. The transcript has a single exon. The coding region runs from base 1 to 1056 and encodes 351 amino acids. The record is from RefSeq and is a predicted model, not a curated record. Lineage: Eukaryota; Viridiplantae; Chlorophyta; Mamiellophyceae; Mamiellales; Bathycoccaceae.